GGAACUGGAAUAUAAUAUAGUUGUUUAAUAAUUAUUAUCCUAUUAAAUCAAACUUAAAAAACAAAUAUUCACAUUUUAUUGUUCGUUUAUAUAAUUUUGUCCUAUUUUUAGAAAAAUUGAUAAAGAGAGUCUGCUUUCCAGAGUAAGGAGUAGCAUGUUUGUUAAAUAUAAGAAACAGAAAACUCAUUUCGAUGACAGUUGGAUUGGAGCUACAUGUAGUGAAACACCUACUCAACAGAUCAAGAUCGAGAAGCAGCAGGAUGAAUUUGCGACUAGCAAUGUCAAAGAUGAUUCAUCCUUACACAGUGGUUUAACUCCCAAUCAGAUGGCGACAGUCAAGCAGGAAAAUGAUAGCAGCCAAGAACCAGCACCAGAGUGCAGCUCUGCAUGCUCUCUAAUUGAUGAUGAUUUCAGCCAACAAAAUUAUCUAAUCCCUGGUUAUAAUCUAAUAUUCAUCAAAGAGGAAGAAUAUGAGUCUGCUUUCCAGAGUAUGGAGAACCAGAUCAAGAUCGAGAAGCAGCAGGAUGAAUUUGCAGCUAGCAAUGUCAAAGAUGAUUCAUCCUUACACAGUAGUUCAACUACCAAUCAGAUGGCGACAGUCAAGCAGGAAAAUGAUAGCAGCCAUGAACCAGCACCAGAGUGCAGCACUGCAUCCUCUCUAAUUGAUGAUGAUUUCAGCCAACAAAAUUAUCUAAUCCCUGGUUAUAAUCUAAUAUUCAUGAAAGAGGAAGAAUAUGUUGAGCAAGAGGCAGAAGGAAGUUCAGUGGCGAGUGAACCAGAUAAGUGGCCUUCAAACUGCAGCACAUCUGAAACUGCCAAUGCCACAGAAGUGGGUGGACUGAAUGCACGUUCCACCUCUCCAGUAGAAAGGGGCACUACGCAAACUGUGGCUGGAGAAAAGACCAAGAACUACAGCUGUGCUGACUGCAGCUAUGAAACCAAAUGGUUCAGUCAAAUGAAGAUACAUAUCAGAACACAUACAGGAGAAACACCUUUCAACUGCAUGUAUUGUGACUAUACAUGUACUCAAUCAUCUCAUUUGAAGAGACAUGUCAGAACUCAUACAGGAGAAACACCUUUCAGCUGUAAGUAUUGUGACUAUAAAUGUGCUCAAUCUAGUAAUUUGAAGGAACAUAUCAAAACACAUACAGGGGAAACACCUUUCAGCUGUACAUAUUGUGACUUUAAAUGUGCUCUAUCAUCCAAUUUGAAGAGACAUAUCAGAACUCAUACAGGAGAAACACCUUUCAGCUGCGAGUAUUGUGACUAUAAAUGUGCUCGUUCAAGUGAUUUGAAGAGACAUAUCAGAACUCAUACAGGAGAAACACCUUUCAGCUGCGAGUUUUGUGACUAUAAAUGUGCUCGAUCAAUUACUUUGAAGGAACAUAUCAGAACACAUACAAGAGAAACACCUUUCAGCUGCAAGUAUUGUGACUAUACAUGUGCACAAUCAUCUAAUUUGAAGAGACAUAUUAUCAGAAAACAUACAGGAGAAAGAACUUUCUGCUGUACAAAUUGUGACUAUAAAUGUGCUCGUUCAAGUGAUUUGAAGAGACAUAUCCGAACUCAUACAGGAGGAAAACCUUUCAGCUGCAAGUUUUGUGAUUAUAAAUGUGCUCGAUCAGUUACUUUGAAGGAACAUAUCAAUACACAUACAGGAGAAACACCUUUCAGCUGCAAGUAUUGUGACUAUACGUGUGCACAAUCAUCUAAUUUGAAGAGACAUAUUAUCAGAAAACAUACAGGAGAAAGAACUUUCUGCUGUACAUAUUGUGACUAUAAAUGUGCUCGUUCAUGUGAUUUGAAGAGUCAUAUCAGAACUCAUACAGGAGAAACACCUUUUAGCUGUAAGUAUUGUGACUAUAAAUGUGCUCAAUCUGCUACUUUGAAGGAACAUAUCAAAACACAUACAGGAGAAACACCUUUCAGCUGUACAUAUUGUGACUAUAAAUGUGCUCGUUCAUGUGAUUUGAAGAGACAUAUCAGAACUCAUACAGGAGAAACACCUUUCAGCUGCAUGUUUUGUGACUAUAAAUGUGCUCGAUCAAUUACUUUGAAGGAACAUAUCAAAACACAUACAGGAGAAACGCCUUUCAGCUGCAAGUAUUGUGACUAUACAUGUGCUCAAUCAUGUAAUUUGAAGAGACAUAUCAGAACACAUACAGGAGAAAGACCUUUUAGCUGCAAGUAUUGUUUCUAUAAAUGUGCUCGUUCAUGUGAUUUGAAGAGACAUAUCAGAACUCAUACAGGAGAAACAACUUCCAGCUGAAAAUUUGUACUUUUAAUCAUUCAAAUUUAUUUUACUGUGUUCCAAUGAGAGGACAAUUGUGUUGAACUUGUGUGUACACACAUGUUGUCAUACAUUGUUGUAUCAUCAUAGCUAAAGGC
This is a messenger RNA of Nilaparvata lugens (brown planthopper), 2388 nucleotides long. RefSeq names its product gastrula zinc finger protein XlCGF57.1-like. The transcript has 9 exons. The record is from RefSeq and is a predicted model, not a curated record. The coding region runs from base 155 to 2269 and encodes 704 amino acids. Lineage: Eukaryota; Metazoa; Arthropoda; Insecta; Hemiptera; Delphacidae. Gene Ontology annotation, biological process: regulation of DNA-templated transcription. Gene Ontology annotation, molecular function: DNA-binding transcription factor activity, RNA polymerase II-specific; RNA polymerase II cis-regulatory region sequence-specific DNA binding.